This is a messenger RNA of Athene cunicularia (burrowing owl), 1992 nucleotides long. It is a transcript of the gene ADI1, whose product is annotated as acireductone dioxygenase 1. The record is from RefSeq and is a predicted model, not a curated record. Lineage: Eukaryota; Metazoa; Chordata; Aves; Strigiformes; Strigidae. The coding region runs from base 241 to 594 and encodes 117 amino acids. Gene Ontology annotation, biological process: L-methionine metabolic process. The transcript is spliced from 3 exons. Gene Ontology annotation, molecular function: acireductone dioxygenase [iron(II)-requiring] activity.
AGGUAGGCCCUCGGGGCUGUCACCCCUCUUUUGCUGGGGCGGCCAACUGGGCUGCCCCCGGAGGGACCGGCCCCGCCACUGCCGCUCCUCGGGCUUUUGCACCUCAGCGCCCCGAAUGGCGGCUUCAGCAGUCCUGUCUGAAUGCUUUUUUCCCCCCUGCCUGUGUUUUAGUUGGAUGCUGAUAACUAUGAGACUGAUCCAUGUCUGAAAGAGAUUCGGAGAGCAGAAAAUUAUUCUUGGAUGGAUAUAAUAACCAUACAUAAAGACAGACUUCCAAAUUAUGAGGAAAAGAUAAAAACAUUUUAUGAAGAACAUUUACACCUAGAUGAUGAAAUUCGCUACGUCUUGGAUGGAUCUGGCUAUUUUGAUGUUCGAGACAAGGAUGACAAAUGGAUCCGGAUUUCCAUGGAAAAAGGAGACAUGAUAACCCUCCCUGCCGGCAUCUAUCACCGAUUUACACUGGAUGAGAACAAUUACGUGAAGGCAAUGAGGCUAUUUGUUGGAGAACCCGUCUGGACAGCAUACAACAGGCCGGCUGAUGAUUUUCCUGCUCGGAAACAGUAUAUGAAGUUUUUGGCUGAAGAAGCUCAGUAAUGGUGUCAGAGACCUGACAGCUGGAACCGCCUGAAGCCCUGCCAGAAUAAAUGUGACUGGUAGCUUUUCACUGAUUCAACUUCUUCUAUUUACAUAUACAAUUGUAUACAAUACAAUCAUAGAAAAAAUUAGGUUGCAAGUACAAUCAUAGAAAAAAUUAGGUUGCAAGGUCAUUUGGAGGUCAUCUAGUCCAACACUCUGCAAAGUACCAGGCCAACUUUAAAGCUAGACCAAGUUGCUCAAGACCUUGAGGUUUGGAAACCUCUGGUGGUAGUGGUGGUUCCACAGCCUGUCUGAGCGCCUGUUCCAGCACUUACCUACUCUCAUGGGCAAGCAUUUGUUCUUCAUGGCCAACUCGCUGGCUGCAGCUUGCAGUUGUUGUCUCUUGCCCUUUCAUUGAAUGCCUGAGAAGAGUCUGGCUUUGUCUCCUUCGCAGUCCCUUCUCUAGUGAAAAUCUGCAGUUACCACUCCUCUCAGCGCUCUCUUUCUCAGGCUGGACAAACCAGUGUCCUUAGCUGGGCUCUCUUCUGUUAAGGAAGAUGUUCAACACACUUUGCCCUAGUUUUGUCUACUGAGGAAUGUCACUUGUAACCACUUGAGAGUUAAACUUGAACUACCGACUGUUUUGAGUCCAGUGGUCCAGAAGUUUUUCACCCACCUUGUAGUUCAUAUCCUCAGUCCAGCUGUAAGGCUACCGUGGGACAUGCUGUCAGAAGCCUUGCUGGGGUCAAGAUGAAUCACAUCUGCUGUGUCCCCUCCUCCACAGAGCCAGCCAUUGCCUCUUGGAUGGCAGGCAGGAUGGGCAGGCAGACUGUGCCCUUGGUAAAUCGGCAUUGGCUGGUUGCUCCCCAUCACCUGGUAUUUCAUGUGCCUGGAAUGACUUCCAUGAUGGCUUAUUCUGUAAUUUUCCUGGGGACUGAAGUGAGGCUGAUCAGCCUGUUGUUCCCCAGAUCAUCUUUCUUGCCUUUUUGAAGAUGGCAGCAUCAUUUACCUUCUUCUGGUCAAAAAGGUUUUCCUGAUCUUUGUGACCUUUCAAAGAUACCAGCAGAAUUGCAGUGACGCUAGUUGCAUUUACAGUUGCUCAGGAAUCCAUUUUGUAACCUUUUUUUCCUUGAUAUUUCUGGCAGAUAGAAUUGGGAGAGGUGGGCUGCAUUAAUAUUCAUUCUGCUCUGAAUCCAUGCUAAUGAACUAUGUAGGAUUCUGUUUUUAAUUAAAGAAAAUAAACCCUGCUUCAUUCUUGUCUAAAAAUGUUCAUAAGAUAAAUUUGCAUAAUCGGCAUUUUAGUAUGCAGCUUCCCAAGUUCUGCUCUGGUACAUAAAGCUGGGGUUUUCUCUCAGUAAAAUGUAGCAAUUUGCUCUUGUGAGUUAUUAAUAAAAUUACUUUGACUUGAGUGUUUUA